CAUCACACUUCUUCUCCACUAACAAAAAAGGAGUCAGCCAGUAGUACUCUCCCAUCUUCAUUUCCCCCAUCUCUUCUUCAUUCAUGGCUUCUGCAAGACAUUUUUAUCUCUUCUUCCUAGUGUUUCUCUUCUCUUCCGUAUCUCUUCAAAUUCAUGCUAGAGAUAGUCAGUUCUUUAGUAAGUUCACUCGCGUCAACAAUGUUGCCGCCGCUGCCAACAACAACAACACCGAUGGCAUAAACAAUAAUGCAGACAAUGUGAAGGAAACUGCUGAGGUUUUGCCAAACAAGGAAACUCCAGUGGCUGAAGCUCCAUCGAAGAGUGAGGAAAUGAAAAUUCCUGCUUCAUCCGAGAAUGAGGAGGAGAAGCCGAGUUUGAGCAAACAAGUCGAAGAGACCAACAAUGGUCAUGGCCUUUAUGGUCAUGGCUCCGGUCAGUUCCCUCCCACCACCACAGAAACCAGUGAUAACGAUGCCGCGUUAGAUUCCAUGACCUACGCUGAGCUUCCAGAUGAAGAGAACUUCAGCGAAGAAUUCGGUACUACUCCUAGUACUGACGCUUCUACUAGUGAUCAGGGUGGUGCUGUCGACCAGAGCAAGUCGACUAAAGACGGUUACCCAUACUACAACAACAAUAACAAUGUCUAUGAGGGUAAGCAAUUCGGUUUGGCCGACGCUCAGUUCGGUACUGGUAAUGUCGAUGAAAAUCACUACCACAACUACAACAACAAACGUAACCAUGAUGAGCAGCAAUUAGAGAAACAGGGCAUGAGCGACACAAGGUUUUUAGAAAAUGGCAAGUACUACUACCAUGUUGGAGCUGCUAAUCCUAAUGUGAACACUCAUAAUGAUGAGUAUUACAAGCACAUUAGUGGCGCUGAAUUUAUCGACCACUCUGCUGUUCGAGAACAAAAUGAAGGUAGUCAUUACGGUGUUGCUGAUAAAAUUGGCAACAACAACAACGUCUAUGAGGGUAAGCAGUUUGGUUUGAGUGACGCGCAGUUCAGCACUGAUAAUGUCAACAACAACCAAAACUACGAGCAGCAAAUAGAGAAACAAGGAAUGAGCGACACAAGGUUUCCAGAAAAUGGCCAGCGAUAUGACGGAGCUGCUGUUAACAACAACAAUUACAAUUACAACAACAAGUACCAGCCCAUAGAGAGACAAGGAAUGAGUGACACAAGGUUCCAAGAACAUGGCAGAUAUUAUAAAGCUGCGUAUUCCAACAUGUACCAACAGGGAGAGAAGCAAGGAAUGAGUGAUACAAGAUUUCUAGCAAAUGGCAAGUAUUACUACCAUGUUGAAGCUGCUAAUCCUAAAGUUGACACGCAUAAUGACGAGUACUCUAAGCACAUUGAUGGCGCUGAAUUCAUCCAACACUCUGCUGUUCACGAACAGAAUGAAGGUAGUCAUUAUGGCACUACAACUGGAUCGUCAUCGUCACCCAUGAGAAUGGAUUCUUCGUGGUUUAGAAACCAAGAGCAGCAACAACGUAACACCAAUGGUGGUUAUUACAACAACAACAAUGGGAAUCCAUUCGACCGUCAGUACUCAAACUCCAACUACAACAACAACGGCAACUCAUUUGAUCGACAGUACUCCAACUCCGAUUCCAACUCCAACUACAACCCGAUGGACAAGAACAAUUUUGAUGAUGACAAUCAGUUGGGGCCUCAAGGAGAAUAUAUUCCCUAAAACUGAUUCAAAAAAAAAAAUGUAGGGCUACAAAUAUUUAAUGAUGAAUCAUAAUACAUAUACACAAGGAUAGAAUUGCAUAUCAAGAUUAAGAUGGGAGGGAGGCAUGGGAUUCUCAUAAUUCGGACAAAUUUUUAUACUAGUUAUUUGUCGUUAGUUCUGUUCUUUAGUUUUUAAUUAAAUAAUAUUUGUAUGUAGCAGCAGCACCACUAUUUAUCACUCAUGGCUAUCAUGUGGUCGAUCAAUCGAUCGAUGAAGAUGUUUAUUGUUUCUUAGCCAGAGAGAGUGAAUUAUAUAAUUUUUACUUGUGUUUAUCAUAUAUAGUUUGUUGCUUCA
This is a messenger RNA of Papaver somniferum (opium poppy), 2030 nucleotides long. Its product is annotated as GATA zinc finger domain-containing protein 14-like. Bases 84 to 1694 code for a protein of 536 amino acids. The record is from RefSeq and is a predicted model, not a curated record. The transcript has a single exon. NCBI's taxonomy places the organism in Eukaryota, Viridiplantae, Streptophyta, Magnoliopsida, Ranunculales, Papaveraceae.